AUGUCGCAAGGCGAAAACAGUGCUGGCUUUACGGCAAAGCUGACAUCACUUAUGUCAUCCGGAUUCUCAAAGCGAGCGAACACCAAGGUGCGAAUCGAGACGAACGCUGUUAAAACUUAUACACUGGACAACUCAGAAGCCUGGUUCAGGGAGGCUACAAACUUUGACGAUACUAGAAGAUGGAUAGAGCGUUCUCUUAGUGGGGAUGGAAUCUAUCUCGUCAUUGGCUUUCACACUGUGACGGGCGCUCGCAUUGUGCACGAGUCGGUCGAAGGACACCAACUCGCCGGUGAGGCAACUCUACCUGUUGGCCUUUCGCUCGCGGCCGUCGGAGCUAUCGCACCGCUUGGUGGUAUCUUCGACCCUACUGUGGCUGGACACCAGAAGGUUUUGGAUGGAUCGAAGACCCAGUUUGUCGCGCCUGGAGAGCAGAUUUGUGUCUUGCAAUAUUGCAAAAUCUCUUGUCGUUGGCUGCAUAGUAAAAAUAUUGACAACCUCAAGCUGUCCGAAGUGCCGCGGUGGACAGCCAAAGAGAGUUGGCGGAAGGCGAGCGUUGAUGAGACAAAAGAUGAACCCGAUAUUCUAGAGGUAGAAACUGAGGAAUUGGAGCAGCUUGAGGGAGACUGGGAGAAAGCAGAAGAAGAGAAUGGAGGCCAAGUUUUACUGAUGCAAUGUGUUGAAGAAGGCGAUGACUUUUGA
Messenger RNA from Didymosphaeria variabile, 699 nucleotides. RefSeq lists its product as uncharacterized. The transcript has a single exon. The record is from RefSeq and is a predicted model, not a curated record. The coding region runs from base 1 to 699 and encodes 232 amino acids. NCBI's taxonomy places the organism in Eukaryota, Fungi, Ascomycota, Dothideomycetes, Pleosporales, Didymosphaeriaceae.